This is a messenger RNA of Venustampulla echinocandica, 1212 nucleotides long. RefSeq lists its product as uncharacterized. Bases 1 to 1212 code for a protein of 403 amino acids. Gene Ontology annotation, molecular function: monooxygenase activity; FAD binding. NCBI's taxonomy places the organism in Eukaryota, Fungi, Ascomycota, Leotiomycetes, Helotiales, Pleuroascaceae. Gene Ontology annotation, biological process: secondary metabolite biosynthetic process. The transcript has 5 exons. The record is from RefSeq and is a predicted model, not a curated record.
AUGGCCAUGCAUUAUCAAGGUUUCGAAGUUCAAAUUUUCGAGAAAAUACACAAAUUUUUGCGGUUAGGUGAUUCUCUAGGACUGGGCGAGAACGCGCUCCGGUUAUUGGAGAGAUGGGGUUUGCAUGACAAUCUGGUUGCUAUUGGCAAUAAAUCAGAGUUUAUGCAAAUUCGACACUGGAAGAGUGGUGAGAUUAUGGCACAGCAGCCGCUUAUGGAUAUGGCUGGAUAUAUCGGACACCGCGGAGACUAUCAUCAAGCAUUUCUUGAUAGAGUUGCGGAGCUGGGAAUCCCAAUUCAUAUGGGAUGCAAUGUUGUAUCUUAUGACGAGUUUCAGCCAUCAAUUACUCUGGAAAACGGCGAAGUUCAUAAAGCUGAUGUCAUUAUUGCCGCUGACGGCAUCAAGUCGCUUGCUCGUGAGCUAGUCUUAGGCUUUCAAGACAAGCCGAAGUCGUCGGGUUACGCAUGCUAUAGAGCGUACUUCAAGGGCGAAUUCCUCAAGGAAGAUCCCCUCUGCCGCGAAUUUGUUGAGAAAGAGUGUGUGAAUAUUUGGAUUGGACAUGAUGUCCACAUGGUCCAGAACACCCUGCGGGAUGGCGAAGAGUUCAACUGGAUUCUAACCCACAAGGAUACCACAGACAUCGAAGAAUCAUGGUUUCAGCCAGGAGACAUGGAUGAUGUCAAGAAGAUUAUUGAAAACCUCGACCCACGGAUAGCGGCUGCCGUCAAAAAGACGAAGGAAUGUUUAGACUGGAAAAUAUGCUAUCGCGAUCCUAUCCCAUCGUGGAUCAGCAAGAGUCACAAAGUCGCUCUUCUUGGAGAUUCCUGCCAUCCUCAUUUACCGACCAGCGCCCAAGGAGCAUCUCAGGCAACAGAGAGUGGUGCAGUGCUGGCACUGUGUUUGAAGUUGGCAGGCAAAGAUAAUGUUCCACUUGCUACAAGAGUGUAUGAGAAGCUACGAUUCGAUAGAGUGCGCAAAUGUCAGUUGAAUGGAGAGGACGUUCGCGAUAGGUGGCAUAGCGCACUCAAAACCGUCGAAGCUGGCGAAAAGCUUGAUCCCGAGGAAGUGAUGAUUAGAAACCGCUGGUUGUAUCCAUUUGAUGCUGAAGCAGACACAUUGCAGAGGUGGAAUGAGGUUUCGGCUGUCGUUGAAAAGGAAUUGAGGGAGAACAAGAUCACUCCAUUGUUCAACGUGAUGCCUGUACAAGCAUAG